GGCAGGAACACUUUGUUGAUCGCGGCUUAAUAAUGGGAUUUAUUUCAUGGUGUUUAUAUAAAUCAGGAUUUCCUCUUCUUUAUGUGUAAGCAACCAUACACAAACCAGACCUACUGAAGACCACAGCGCUAUCUCGCAGACGGAGGACGAUAUCCAAUCUUCGGCUUACACACAUCUUACAAACACUUCAAGCGUAUCACCGAACGAAACUCCCGUUCCCACUUCUCAUUCCCGUGGAACCAAGCCGUUGGUCGUCAACCCCUCCUCGUCCUCGCUCGACCUCGCCUUAUCGCCUUUGAGGAUCCUUCCCGAUUGGGCAUUCAUGCCGACCUCCAAGGUUCUCACAUCAGCAACCAAGUUUAUUAGACCUUCAACUUUAUCACAACCUCACCUCAUCAGGUCGCCAGGCCUGACCUCAGUCAUCAACCGAACCUCAACUUUCCAACAAAAACGACGAGGACACCAAAAAACCGUCGUCAAAAUGGCCACCGAACCAACCGCCGCCGAAAAGACCGCCGCCUUCGAAAAGGUCCUCCAACGCAACCCGCACGGCGACUUCAAAGCCGUCGAAGCCUCUCGUCCCGCCUUCGACCCCUCUCCCAAAUUCACCUACGUCCAAACCCCCCAACCAGAUUGGACCUACGGCUCGGGCGCGAACUCGCUUUCUACCUCUACCACCCCCGACAAGUCCUCUUCUUCCUCGUCCGAGGAGCAGCAGCACAUCGUCAUCGACCCCUACACCUCCGGCCGUCCCCCCGCAUUCAACUACAAACUCCUAAUCUCCGCCAUCGUCCCCCGCCCCAUAGCCUUGGUCUCCACGCGCUCUUCCGACGGCCUCACGGAAAACCUGGCUCCCUUCUCUUACUUCCAAGUAAUCUCGCACGACCCGCCCCUUUUCACCUUGGGCUUCGCCUCCCCCCUCUCUCCCGCUCAUCGCGCCAAGGAUACUCUGCGGAUCCUGCACGAAACAGGCGAGUGCGUGAUCAACAUAAUUUCCUCACCGUCAUUCAUCGAAGCCGCCAACGCUUGCAGCACCAACGCGCCUUUGGGCGUGUCCGAGUGGGUUGUUUCGGGGUUGACGCCCGUGUAUGAUGUCCAGACGGUGAAAGCGGCGAGGUGCAAAGAGGCCGGGUUUGCGGUGGAGUGUAAGUUGGUCCAUGUCAAGGAGUUUGAAUCCAAGUCCAAGCCGGGGGAGGGGGCGGGGACGACGUUGGUGGUGGUGGAGGGAACGAGGUUUUGGAUUCAGGAGGGGCUUGUGAAUGAGGAGCGGAAUCAGAUGGAUUUGGGGGGCGAGUAUAGACCUUUGGCUAGGCUGGGAGGGAUCACGUAUGGAGUGGUUAGGGAGGGGUUGGAGAUUCCGAGACCGGAUUUUGAGAGGGAUGUUGGGGGGGUGGAGGGGUAUGAGAGACUCAAGAAGGAGAGGGAGGCGAAAAAGGAGGAGAAGUGAGUGAAUGGGGACGGACGGACCGUAGGGUGAUGGGGUGAAGAUAGGGAGAGGGAUGGAUGGCUGGGCUUGUUUGUUGAAACUGAGGGUAUAGGUUGUCGUUACGUGAUCAAUCUAGGUAUGGGGGAAAGAUGGCGGUUGAUCCCCGUCAAAGGGGUGGCAGAGCCAGCAACGAGCAGUUGGGGGAUAUGGCUUAGCAGAAAUACUUGCUGGGUGUUUUCCAGGUGCUCGUCGCUGGUUCUGCUGGUCUUCGAUGGGGAUCACUCGUCAUCAUCUCGUACUGGGUGUUGAAUGACAUCGAAGAGUGAUCACAAAGCAACUUUAUGUAUCCGCUUAUCAGAAAAAAAAGAAGGAUUUGUCUAUUACCAAUAAACCA
This is a messenger RNA of Neurospora tetraspora, 1820 nucleotides long. RefSeq lists its product as uncharacterized. The record is from RefSeq and is a predicted model, not a curated record. Gene Ontology annotation, molecular function: FMN binding. The coding region runs from base 323 to 1447 and encodes 374 amino acids. NCBI's taxonomy places the organism in Eukaryota, Fungi, Ascomycota, Sordariomycetes, Sordariales, Sordariaceae. The transcript has a single exon.